GUGCCAGGAAACGAGUAGUGUACAGUACACGCAAGGUCUUAAUCUAAGACCUUGCAGUACACGUGAGUAGGCUUAUGGGUUUGUUAUUAAAUAUUUUUACGAAAAGUCAAGAUUCAAUCGAUAUUUUAAUCAGGAUCGACAGGCAGAGCGGAAUCGAAUGCCAUUAUCCAUUGGUAAAAGUUAAAUAUGAUGUUUACCUAAGAGAAGUAACUGCCACUGCUGCUCCAGUUUGUUUCUUGUUAUCUACACCUAUAUUCAAAUUUUACAGGGAAUUUAGCGGUCAGAAUGGGACGAUCGUCGAAAGACAAGAGAGACAUCUACUACAGACUGGCGAAGGAAGAAGGGUGGAGAGCGAGAAGCGCCUUUAAAUUGCUACAGAUAAACGAAGAAUUUAACAUCUUCGAAGACUGCAAGCGGGCGGUGGAUCUGUGCGCCGCUCCCGGAAGCUGGAGCCAAGUUUUGUCGCGGAAACUGCGAACGGGGUCGGACGAUCGGGACGUCAAGAUCGUGGCCGUGGAUCUACAGGCCAUGGCUCCGUUACCCGGAGUGAUACAGAUUCAAGGGGACAUUACGAAACUGUCGACGGCGCAGCAAAUAAUCGGUCACUUCGAGGGGGAGAGCGCGGAUCUGGUGGUGUGCGACGGCGCUCCCGACGUCACCGGACUACACGACAUAGACGAAUACAUACAGGGACAACUGCUGCUGGCCGCUUUAAAUAUAACGACCCACGUGCUGAAAAAGGGCGGCACCUUCGUGGCAAAGAUAUUCAGAGGUAAAGACAUAAAUCUGCUCUACUGCCAGUUAAAAAUAUUUUUCCCCGCGGUUUUCGUGGCAAAACCUCGAAGUAGUAGAAAUUCCAGCAUAGAAGCGUUUGUCGUGUGUCAGAAUUAUUCUCCUCCGGAAGAAGGGUGGAGAGCGAGAAGCGCCUUUAAAUUGCUACAGAUAAACGAAGAAUUUAACAUCUUCGAAGACUGCAAGCGGGCGGUGGAUCUGUGCGCCGCUCCCGGAAGCUGGAGCCAAGUUUUGUCGCGGAAACUGCGAACGGGGUCGGACGAUCGGGACGUCAAGAUCGUGGCCGUGGAUCUACAGGCCAUGGCUCCGUUACCCGGAGUGAUACAGAUUCAAGGGGACAUUACGAAACUGUCGACGGCGCAGCAAAUAAUCGGUCACUUCGAGGGGGAGAGCGCGGAUCUGGUGGUGUGCGACGGCGCUCCCGACGUCACCGGACUACACGACAUAGACGAAUACAUACAGGGACAACUGCUGCUGGCCGCUUUAAAUAUAACGACCCACGUGCUGAAAAAGGGCGGCACCUUCGUGGCAAAGAUAUUCAGAGGUAAAGACAUAAAUCUGCUCUACUGCCAGUUAAAAAUAUUUUUCCCCGCGGUUUUCGUGGCAAAACCUCGAAGUAGUAGAAAUUCCAGCAUAGAAGCGUUUGUCGUGUGUCAGAAUUAUUCUCCUCCGGAAGGUUACGUGCCGACCGUGCUAAGUUUAUUGGACGGACGGUUUUCUUAUCCUGUGGAGCACGUCGACGGUCCCAAUCGCACCGUGGUUCCUUUCAUCGCCUGCGGAGACCUCAGCGGUUUCGACGCGGACAGGUCCUACCCGUUAGACAUCGAAGGCAGAGAAUACGAAUAUCGCUCGCCCGUUCAGAUUCCCAUCGAUCCUCCUUACAAGAAAGCCUGCGAAUUGAAAAAGCGAGACAAACUGACCAAACCCGAAACCGUAAUCGUGGAGCCCGGCGAUUGUACUUCGGCGGAUGACCGAGAGUGCCAAAGUGAAAAUGUUGAGCAAGUAAACGAACGAUGAAACGUAGCAAUGAUUCCUUGACUGUUGCUGACGUCAUCCAAAUUAAAAAUAUUUUAUUAACUCAUUCUUAUGUGAAUAAAGUACUUUUACAAUAACAACAACAAAACUAUAAAAUUUCUGGAAGAGCCUAUGUUAAUACUGUCUUUAGACAGUUUUUAUAUAUUUGAAAAGAAAUCGUCUGUAUAUUAAAUUGAUUUAACAUCGUAUUUAUUGGAAAUUAAACUACGAAAAAUUUUACGCUUAGGAAAAUUAGAUUUUAUUUUUACUUUCUAUAGAAUGUUCUGUAUUGGACUAUACUGUAAGUAGAAAAAAUUAAUGUAGAAAUAAUAUAUUUUUGAUAUUUACCCACGUACUACAGCCUACUUCGGUGGUGUGCCAAGAUCAACUCUUAAUUGGGCUACAAUUUCAAAAAAUAUCCCCACCGUCUGCCCUUCCUUAAUCUCGAGAACGGAG
Centruroides sculpturatus (bark scorpion) is the source of this 2262-nucleotide messenger RNA. Its product is annotated as putative tRNA (cytidine(32)/guanosine(34)-2'-O)-methyltransferase. Gene Ontology annotation, molecular function: tRNA methyltransferase activity. The record is from RefSeq and is a predicted model, not a curated record. The coding region runs from base 286 to 1809 and encodes 507 amino acids. The transcript is spliced from 4 exons. Lineage: Eukaryota; Metazoa; Arthropoda; Arachnida; Scorpiones; Buthidae. Gene Ontology annotation, biological process: cytoplasmic translation; tRNA methylation. Gene Ontology annotation, cellular component: cytoplasm.